AAUGGCUUCAAAGUGUGAAUAUGGGGAGGGACAGGCGGGAAGCUAUCACUAGAAUUUCCGAGAGCAAUUUCUUAUCUGUCUUUCUUACGUGUAGGUCUCUUUUGAAUUUUCUUUUAAUGGCAUUGUGAUUUAUGCAUAUACUUAUGUGGAAGUUCAAAUUAUUUGUGUAUAUCCUUCAAGCUGGGAACUAGAAAAAGAAACAGCUUUCUAUGCCCGUGGACGUGUAUAUGUUCGUGCUAUGCCUACGGGUCAAAAGCGGUUUGCUUUGAGUUCUUGAUUAUAUUUCUCUUUGGAAAUAGCGAAUAUCAAAAGCAGUCUAUGUUUCCAGACUUUCCAAAAUUCUUCAUAUUAUAACACGGGGCCUCUGAAGUUGUUAGCGAAAAUGAAAAGGACGAAACGUUCAUCCACUCGAUCAGAAAAAGUUCCAUCGUCUCAACCAGCAAGCACCAGCUUCCACAAAAAAUGCAAAACUCACCUCACCUAUUUGCCACUUACGGGUAAAAGUGUGUAUUUGGAUGUCAAAGAUUCUCAGCAAGCAAAAGUACUGGAGAUGAAACUCAAGAGACUUGGUGCUAAAGUGGAAGAUUUCCUCAGCAAAGAUAUCAAUUAUGUCAUCUCCCAUUCAGCACCUGUCAGAUCUCAGAGCAAAUGUCAAAAAGAAGGAUAUGGACCAGAAAGCCCAGCCUUUGUUAAUACUCCAAGUCCUUUUAGUGCUGUACCCUCCCCUACUUCUACGGUGGCCAGUGCAAGGAUCAUUCCCAUGACAAGGGGUAAAACCAUGGCUCAGAUAGCCUGUGCGAACCGCAGCCCUAGUCCAAACAGUGUUGCUUCCAAUGCAGAGAAGUUGGGCAUCAAAGUAGUCACAAGUGAAGCUGCUUUGAAAUGGCUAGACAAAGAGAUGGCAAAACUGGGAGACGCUCUUGAACAAACUGCUCAGGACUCGGAGGCAAAGAAAAAAAGAUCAGUUGCCAAGCGCUCUCAGCAGCUGCAGGAACCAUAUAUCAAAGUGGAGCCUGUUGACAUGCAUCACCGUCCUGUUUACCUCAAUCUAAACAAGUGGCCACGUCUCAACGUGAACACUCCUCCAUGCACUUGUCCAUUUGAUGGACACGGGGUGACAUUUAUUCAGCGCUCAGGCCGAGGAGAUCGGGAUGGCAAAGCAUCAAUUGGCAACUGGCCUUUGCCACCUUCGCAGCAAGGAGCUUCUAAGCAGAAAGAAGAGAGCUUGCGCUUGAUUGGAGUGCCAAUUGUGACAGCAGGCGAUUUGCGUAAACAGAGGGAGCAAAAGAAACAAACUCACCGUCGCCGUGGCUUUUGUGAAUGUUGUAAUACCAGAUAUGAAGACAUGAAAGAGCAUGUGAAAGACAGAGCUCAUGUGGAUUUUGUAUCUGACAAGCACAACUAUGAGAAAUUAGAUGAAGUCAUUUCUCAAGGGCCCUCCAUUGCAGAUUUUCUUCAGUCUGUUCUUCUUAGCCAUUGCCAACUCCAGGCUGCCAAUCGACCUGUUAGCAUCAGCAGUUCUGCAAAUAGUGAAUCAGAGCUGACAACAGAAUCAGGAACAUUUCUUAAAAUGGGACAUCAGACAGUAACUGCAAAGCAGAUUGGUAGGGCACAAGAUGACAUCUGCAACAACCCUCCAGCUGUCUUGAUAGCAGAUGAUGACUGCCACAACUACAAAGCAAAAGACUGGGAGAGAGGUCACAUUCCAAGGACUGGUAAUUGCAUUGUUAAUUCCAGAACUCAAGAGCAAGUCUCCUGUGGUGCAACUCAUGGGACAACUACAGACCGACUCCCUUUAGCUGCAGUCGUCAUUCGAAGACCAGGAGCCAAAGCAGCAUAUGGCUCACCAGUCAAAGUGCGGACUGAAGCCAGCAGAAAUCCUGAGCUCUGGAGCAGAGAUUUGAGGCCAGUGAAGGAAAGGUCUUUGGUCUUUGGAAACUCUCCCCUGGGAUGCCUACAGGCUGUGGUGGAAGACAAGGGUAGGAACCAAGGUUUGCUUUCAGGUAAAGGUAACAGUGAACAAAGUAAGGAAGGUGUGUUAUCUGUUCUGCCGGCAGGACUGAUAACUGGCAGAGUGUGUGUAUCAAGUUUUUCAGCAACUUGUGAUGAAGUCAGGGGCAUUGUCAACUCUGCAGAUAGUUCCCCACUGGAACUAAGAAAUAAUCUGAAUCAGAAACCUGCCAGUCAGAGGCGAGAUAAAAGAUCUGGUAAUGUGCUGAGUAAGAGAUCCACUUCACAAAAGCUUGGAAGCUCAACAGACUUGCAGACAGGUGCUAUGCUGCCAGAGGAGAAUGGCUGGUGUCAUCACAAAUCAGAAAAUGAUUCUCACAAAGCUGACAAGGAGCAUGUCAUGAUCAAGGAAGGUGGUUUGGAUUUUGUGGAAGAUGCUAGACAUACAGAACUCCUUUUGCAGAAUUCUUACAAGAGAUCUGAAGUUGAACAUUCAGAGCGUAAACCACAUGUCAUGACAAAAAUGACACCAGAGAAUUGUGGUGCUCAAGACCAAGAUCAUGAAAUCAGCAGCAACAUAUGCUCUGUUACAGAACAUACUGCAGAAAGUUUAGACUGGGCACAGUCACCACCCCAUUUUGUAGCCAGCCCAUGGUCAAAGACCUGUAGAAAGCGAAAACUCAGCCACAGUCCACAGUUCAAAUCUUGUACAUGGGAGAGAAGCAACCUACAAACUCCAGAGAAACAAAUGAAGAAGGCAUCAGUUGAUGACCAUCGUGUUUCCCCUGUCUUCCCCAGAUCUCAGGUGCACUGCUCAAUGCCCAUUUUUGUACAUAUGAAAGAGUCUUCCAAUGCCAAAUGCAAAAUCUAUGUCGGCGAAGAAGAUACUGCUGAAAGUGAUGAAAUAAAUGUCUUGGGAAGUAUGCAUGACAUCACAGCACACACUAAUUCUCCAUGUCACCAAGCUAAUUCUCCAGACAAUGUGGUGCUAGUUGAGAAAGAAGGCAGCAUUAAUGAGGAAGCCAUUUUUAGUGGUCAAGCAGUUAAUGGUAAUAUUGAGAGAUGCUGUGUAAGAGAGUUGUCAGAUUGUAAAACAGACUUAGAGAAAGUCAAAGUCUUUCAAAAAGUUGAUUUUGGACUUGAAAACAGGUCUGAAGAGUCUGGCAUCGAAAAGCAUUUCAGCACACACCAGAUAAGCAGAGACAAACAAGACAGUGAAAAUGGAGGGCUGAGCAGAGCGAAGGAAAAAGUUGUGCCAUUGACGAGAACAGCAAGUGUUUCUAAAGUGUCUGCUCUCAGUUCAGCCAAGAAGGUCAAGCUAAAUGGCAGCUGGCAAUUAUUAAGUGACCGCAGUCUGUGUCGCCUGUUGGAGAGUGAAGUGGAUGCUCCACCUUUCCUUGGAUUCACUGGAGACGACGAUGGUCUGUCAUCUGAUCUAACUUAUGUGGAAGCCUCUGAGUUUGAAGUCAGUGACACUGAAGAGUAUGAAUGGGUGUUUGAUGAAAUACCCCAGGGGUUGCCUGUUGAUACUUCCAAAGCAGUUGGGGUGGAGACUUUUAAUUACUUCCUGCCAACUCUCUCUUCUCCAGACAAGGCUUCUGACUCCUCUUGGGAAGAUGCUUGCAACUUGUACCUCAGUGAAUCUGUUAACAAAAAGUUGUUCAUCAGUAAUAAAAGUUCUGCAACAAGCCCUUCAUCCAAGGGAUGUAGGAAGGUGCAGAGACAAAUCAAAAAUCACAUUAGCCACAAGGCAGUGGUUCAAUCUCCAGACAAACCUCACUUGACUGUACCUCUGGAUGGGCACACUCCCACCAAACUCAGAAAAGAUCCCAACACUAAAAGCAGCAGGAAAGGUAAAGGCAUUGAGAGAGUGGAUGCAGAGAUUCUGUUCAACUACAGCAGCCCACAUAGAAAUAACAUAGUCUUCAGCCCUUUACAGGUCAUCAGUGGGAACAUAGUGAGAUCAUCACUAGAUCUAUCUGAACAGACACAAGAAGGCAGCCAUAGAUUGUUGCCCAGGCGCAGAAGGCUGGACUGGAGUUGAUCAUAUUACAAGUGUGAGGCUGAAAAAAUCUCUGAUGAAUUCUAUCAGCUAUACGUGUUCUAGGUUAUGUAACGGCACUGUUUUUGUAAACUGAAGCUCUUUGAAAAAAAAAAUUACUUUGGUUCUGACAGACUUGUUUGGAAACGAUGCUGCAGAUUCUGCAUAUUUAAAGAAAACAACACAAGAAUCAAAUUGAUUUUCAUAUACUCAGUCCAACACUAGAAAAACUCCCCAUUAACCCAGCAGUAAAUGGGUUAGCAGUUUAUCCACAAAAGUGGUGUUAGAACUGGGCUGGGCUUGCCUGCCUGCUAUGGUGUGGCCUGUCAAAGGAAUUCCUUUUCGCUAUUUUAGUGGUUAUCGAUGGAAUUCAUAAUUUUGGAGUAUGUUGGUCUCCCCAGUUGAAUAAUUUUUCUCUGUAUUCUUUCAUUUUAUGUGUUUUGUAUAUAAUUAGCAUUUCCUAAGUGCAUCUUAAAGUAUUAGGUAUGUGCAUUCUUAUGAGUAAUGGGUGUUUUUGAAGCUCACUAUAAUGUAUCCAAGGAAAACUGCCGCAGACAUUGGAGUAGAGGUAGUUGUAAGAUCCCAUAUGUGAUAUGUCAUGUCUACCUCUACAAUGCAGUAAUAAAUAUGUAUUUUGACAUGUUCUAUAGAGACAAUAGACUAUUGCAUUGUUACACAUCACAUUAGUGAUUAGGAUGUAUGCGUAUUACUUUUAUGCUAUACAGCUGUUGGGCAGAAAUCUGGCUUCAAGAAUGAGUAUUUAAAUAGUUGCACAGAAUCUGGCUAUACUUGGUAGUAGAAAUCUGGCCCAACUUUUUGGAGGAAAUCUGAGCUGUGCAGAGCGUUGUACAUACGUCAGGAAUCUGUCCAGUAGUGUACAUAGUCCACAAACCAUGUAGUCCGGAAGUACAUCACUGCAUCCUUCAGAAAAUGAAUAUCUGUGCUACACAUUAGGAAAUAUAUUACAGAUCUCCUGUCAGAACAGACUGAUGUGAUAUGUUCACCAUUUGCUUCUUCUUGUUGUUGUUGUUUUUUUCAAAUUCUUGUUUUAAAAUCGAGUGUAUGGUUAUUGUGAAUAUAAGCUGUUUCAGUUAUUGAUGUUGGCAUAGUAAUGAAUGAUAAAAAUAAAUUGAUGAUCUUUACCUUGUUACUUCCAGGGCUGUAUAUUUGCUGUUAUAAUGUUGCAAGCCUACGACCAAAAUUUGUAGUCUUCCCCUAAAAAUUCGUUUACUCUUUUGUUGCUAGAAUUUAAUGUCCUUUAUAGACAUUCAGUUCUGGAAUAGGUCUGCUCUGCCUGUUUUUAAUCCAAUGACUUCAUGAACUCUAGGCUCACAUUAAUAGACAGGUCUACCCUGAGUCCAUGAAUGUGAGCCACUGUCUCUGGUUAGAUAAUUUAGCUUGGGUAUAAGCAGUAAAUAUGAGGCCUGGUAAACAGCAUUCGAGGGCCUAAUCUUAAGCCCAUCUGCACUGAUUAAUUUGAAUUUCAUCUCUCUGGGCUUAAAGAAGGAUUCAGAACAUCAGAGGCAAAGUAGCCAACAACCUAGGGGUUACAGUAUUACAAAUUCAUUCCAGUAUCAAUACUUUUGUUUCUUUGCUCAUAGCCCUUGUGUGUUUUAUCUCAUCGUCAGUUUUGACUCAUUAACGACUUUAGGUUGUGCAUAUUGAUUGUUAAUGUUUGUGUUAUCUGUGGCAACCAAUCUUGAUUAAGUUAAUGUAUCAUUAAAGAUGAAAUAAAAAUAUGUUAGCAGUUCUGCAUCUUCAUUUAAUGCAUUUUUGUAAGGGGUUACAUGAGUACGUUAAAAAUAUCAGCGUCACAAAAAAUUUUUUUUUUUUAUUAUUGCACAUUUGAUUUGUAAGAAUAGCAUAUAUCUCUUUGUAUGUACAUGUGAACAUAAUUGUAAUUGCAAUUUUUCCUGUUCUGGCAUUAGAUUGAGUUUUGUGCAUAUGUACAACUGAGAAAUGACAGUAUUUUCCCUCUGUGCAAGUAUGUGCACACAAAAUUGCUGACCAGGUGGGGCCUGGUUCUUAGAUGUAUUAUACAGGUCACAGCGACUGGUGCUAGAGAUUAUAUGGUUGUGAUUUCCUUUUGCUCCUUGAAGCACUAAUUGUACUAUUCAGAAUACUCUUAAGCAACAGGCCCGAAUCAGUUCAGAAGACGGAUCUUCAGUGACUAGAGUACAGGGGCUCUUAUAAGAGUAUACAGGAAAAAAAUUAACAUUUUCUGAUGGUAAUUGUAUAUGGCAAAUAGUUGUACAGUGUCACAUUUUCAGAUGUUAACAUUUUUGGAUGUAAUUUAUUGGUGUGCGUGCUCUUUUCAUAAGCAGCUCUAAAAUAAGUGUUGGUAAAGUUAGCAUUACUGCCGUGUUUGGUACAUUUUGAAUAAUACAUUGACAUUGUUUACAAAAUAGAAAUAAAUUGUUAAGCAACUGAUGUGUUUUGAAAGAUGUUGAGUUUGAGCACUUUUGAUGAGAUUCUCUUUCACCCUCAUUUGGGGUGGUCAUAGAAAAACCCCGAAACUGAAGUUAUUCACACUGGAGUUAUUGAUCAGUGUGUUAUGAACCAAAAGGGAAGCUAGAUUCUCUAGGGACUAUAAUCUCAUUAGGAAGCCAAUAUACCCCUGUCAAGGAAGCAAUAUGUCAAGCACCUAUGGACCUGAUCCUAUGCUAUUGCCCCAGAUGACAUCUCAUGUGAUACACUAGCACUACCUAGUGAAUGUGGACCUUGUCCUAUCUAUAUAGUUAAAGACCAACCUGCGUUUUCUUCAGACAUCAGUAACCAUUAAUUAUCUGCUACGAUUCACACCUGUGAUCACAAGCGAUGAUAACAGUGUACUAUGUGUACUACAGUGUACUAGGCAUGGCACACCAUUCACAUUGCCUGCAGUCAACACCAGAGAUAAUGAGCAACAGGAUUAUUUGGACGGUGACAGUCUGCAUUUCUCGUAGUUUUGAACAACUGCUGCUUUAGCAUAAGAAAUGCAGGCUUUCAACAUUCGAAUAACCCAAACUGUCGAUGUGAUUGGUGUUGACGGCUGGCAAUGUGAAUGGUGUACCAACGUGACGCAAUACACUGUUAGCGUGAAGUAGUACACUGUUAGUGGUACUCAUUGGUCGCAGGUACGAAUCUCAUACUUUGCUAGCGGUUUAUUAAUGGAUGGGUUUUGGAGCUGAAAUUUACAGGUUAGGUUUAUAUCGCCUCUAUCUACUGAUAUCUGCAAAAAUUGCAAACCAUUCAGGUUGGUCUUUAACACGUGUAGAUACCCAAAUCUGGAAUAAUAGUAAAGGUUAGAUAAAACUGUCAAGACAUAAUUUAUCACCAAAAAAGGUUCUUUGGCAUGAGUGUAAGCUUUAAUAUGUAGGAUCACUUCAUA
Pomacea canaliculata is the source of this 7361-nucleotide messenger RNA. RefSeq lists its product as uncharacterized. Gene Ontology annotation, cellular component: nucleus; Dbf4-dependent protein kinase complex. The transcript is spliced from 11 exons. Bases 383 to 3994 code for a protein of 1203 amino acids. Gene Ontology annotation, molecular function: nucleic acid binding; protein serine/threonine kinase activator activity; zinc ion binding. NCBI's taxonomy places the organism in Eukaryota, Metazoa, Mollusca, Gastropoda, Architaenioglossa, Ampullariidae. The record is from RefSeq and is a predicted model, not a curated record. Gene Ontology annotation, biological process: regulation of cell cycle phase transition; positive regulation of nuclear cell cycle DNA replication.